AUGGUGCACCCCAAAGCCGAGAAAGCCCUCGCCGAGGCCAAGAAACUGGUGGCUCAGCUCGAAUCAUACGAGGACGAUCCUGCCAGCCACCAAAAUGUCCUGAAACAGGUGGAACUUGUCCGCUCCGCCAUCCAGACGCCCAUGGACCAGUUGACGCACAUGAUGGAGCAGUUCAGUCUUGGGGGCGCCUUUCACACCAUACUUGGCAUCCGGGCAUACCACGCCAUGCCUGAGGAUGGCAGCCCCAUCACCGCUGAAGAACUGGCUCGUAAAACGAAUGUGGCCACCACUGCGAUCCAGCGCAUUUAUCGCGUUGCUGUCAACCAUGGUGUCUUCACUGAGACGGCGCCUGAUACGUAUGCUCACAAUGACCUCUCACACACUUUGAACCCGAGAGGUCUGGGCUCGUUCUUCAUGAUUGUGCUGGAGUUUAGCCGAGCCUGGAUUCAUCUCCCGGACUACCUCAACUCACACAAACCCGACGAUGUCUUUGAUCUUGUCAAGUCUCCCGCUGUGUACUCAGUCGGCAAGGAACAUCUCGGAAAGUCAUACUACGAAAUCAUAGACUCAGAUCCCGACCCUGAGCGUCGCGAGCUCUGGAACGCCAAUAUGGUCGCCGUUGAUGAAUUGAUGCCUGUCAUUGGCAUGUUUCCGUUCGCGUCUCUCAAGGAGGAAGUUGAGCAAGAUCCGGAACGACCCUUCCUGGUUGAUAUCGGCGCUGGCCGUGGUCAGUCGUGCAUAGCUAUUCGCAAGGAUAUUGGCGAUUCCUUUGACGCCAAGUACAUCUUACAAGAUCUCCCUGGUGUUAUUGAUACUAUGGACCUUAAGGACUAUCCUGGCUUUGAGCUGAUGUCUUACGAUGCUUUUGCACCACAACCUGUUAAGAAUGCUCGUAUUUACUUUAUGCGCCGAUUUCUUCACGACUUCUACAACCCAGUUUGUAUCGAAUUUGUCAAGAACACUGCAUCAGCCAUGGGGCCAGACUCUCGUCUUAUCAUUUGUGAUCAACUGAUCCCUGACAUGGUCCCGGAACAAGAGUAUAAAGAUCUUUACUGGCUCGACUUUGCUCUUUUGUGCAUGUCUGGCAUGGAGAAGAAGAAGACCGACUUUGACGAGAUUUUCGAAGCCACUGGGCUGGAGCUGGUCAAGAUUUAUCCUUCUGCUUAUGGAUGCACGGCGAUGUUGGAAGCAAGGUUGAAGAGGUCUGAUUAG
Fusarium sp. VM40 is the source of this 1212-nucleotide messenger RNA. Lineage: Eukaryota; Fungi; Ascomycota; Sordariomycetes; Hypocreales; Nectriaceae. The record is from the annotation of a GenBank genome assembly.